Strongylocentrotus purpuratus (purple sea urchin) is the source of this 756-nucleotide messenger RNA. Its product is annotated as galanin receptor type 1-like. Gene Ontology annotation, biological process: G protein-coupled receptor signaling pathway. Gene Ontology annotation, cellular component: membrane. Gene Ontology annotation, molecular function: G protein-coupled receptor activity. The coding region runs from base 1 to 756 and encodes 251 amino acids. The transcript has 2 exons. The record is from RefSeq and is a predicted model, not a curated record. Lineage: Eukaryota; Metazoa; Echinodermata; Echinoidea; Camarodonta; Strongylocentrotidae.
AUGAGUAACUCAAGCUAUCAGUCUUCAUUUGACGAAGAAGACCAGAACCAACAAAGUACCGAUCUCGCUAAUACCAUCUUGACAACGAUCUAUAUAAUAUUUACGAUUCUGGGUAUCGUCGGUAACGGACUUGUCCUCUUCGUCAUCGCGCGCAUCAAAGAUCUCCAAGACGUCACCAACCUUUUCAUCGCUAACCAAUCCCUUAUCGACUUUAUGACGUCCUGUAAGGUCGAAGACGAAAAAUGUUUGGGUUUCUUGUGGCCUGACGAGGUAACAAAGAUAGGAAUCGUCCUGACAACCUACUUCUUAGAAUUCCUCCUACCCGUUUGCACCAUGGUUUAUGUCUACGCUAGAAUCUUGCUCGAGCUCCGUCGAAGUAGCAAACAGUUUUCCCUACCUUCAAGCGCAUCGUCGGCCUCGGCAGUGACUAAAACAAAAGACUUAGGACGCAUAGCUACAGACUAUCGCAGUACUGCUCGUAAGAACAUCAUCAAAACACUUGCAACAGUUUCUAUCUGCUUCGUAAUCUGCAUGUCUCUUAAUCAACACAUCUACCUAGCCUAUGGCUUUGGUGUGUAUUUGAACUUUGGAGGGCCAAUGUACAUCACAUCUGUAGUGAUGGCGUUUGGGAAUAUUUGGAUCAACCCACUAAUCUAUACCUUUCAAUAUGAACGAUUCCAAAAAGGUGUCAAGAAGGUCUUCUGUCGUGCUCAGCCGCAGCCUUUCAAUGUGAAUUCUGUGAGUAAAUCACUAUAG